GCUGUGGAAACGAUACGGAUGGUGUGGUUUCGCUUGUGAUGUGAUUUUUAUUAUUUUUCAUCAAUUUUAUUGCUUAUAUUCCAUUAUUAAUGACUGUAAUCUGACUAUUUUGUUAAUAUUUAUCGUCACAAAUAUGGAAGUGACUCGUAAAAAUUUUAAAGAGGUUUUGCCUCUCGUACAGGAUUCAAUUAAUAAAGCUGACUUCCUGGUGAUAGAUGCAGAGUUCACCGGCCUUAUAAACGGCCGAGAUGUGUCUAUGUUUGAUUCUCCAUCCGAGUAUUAUUCCCGGCUGUUGAAGGGGUCUAGUGAGUUUUUGCUGAUCCAGUAUGGGCUGUGCGCGUUCUAUUGGGACAAAGAAAACCGGCAUUACAUGAACGAUGCGUAUAACUUCUACUUAUUUCCCCGCGGGAGGCCAGGACCUGAGAAAAUGUUUAUGUGCCAGAGUUCCAGCUUAGAUUUCUUGGCAUCACAAGGAUUUGACUUUAACAAGCUUAUAAAAGAAGGUAUUUCCUAUAUGACAGAGCCAACAGAGACUAGACUGCGUGAGCUGUUGACUGAAAGACAAAAGAACUAUUCAAAUGAUAAGGAUACUAUUACAAUACCUGAAGAAAAUAAACCACAAAUAGAAGAUGUAUGCAAUCGUGUUCGUAAGUUCCUCGAUGACGAAGUCUCAGAUGAACUGGAAGUAGACCGCUGCAAUGCCUUCAUCCGACGGCUGCUAUUCCAAGAACUGGGGACACGUUUCAAAGGCGAAGCCGCUGUGGAAACCAAGGUUUUAGAGAAUAAAAACAGAGUCCUUAAAGUGGUACGCCUCAAAGAAGGCGACGACUCGAAGAGUCGGGACACACAGAAGAAAGAAAGGGAGUGGGAGGACUUUGAAGCUGCCGUUGGGUUCUCUAAAGUGGCGCGGAUGAUCAGUCAGUCUGAAAAGCUGGUGAUAGGCCACAACAUGCUGUUGGACGUGCUGCACACACUCAACCACUUCUUCCAGCCGCUGCCUGACGACUAUGACUCGUUCAAGGAGUUCACGCACUGCAUGUUUCCAAGCUUGCUAGACACGAAGUACAUGUCGAGCCUGCCGCCCUUCAAGGACAGGGUGAAUUCCAGCGUGCUGCAGCACCUUUUCACCACCCUGGCCGAAGAGCCCUUCUCGAUGCCCGUGACAGAGUCAAAAGAUGGCCGCGGCUACUGUCGCUCGGAAGACAAGAACCACGAGGCUGGUUACGACGCCUACGUCACGGGUCUCUGCUUCCUCUCGAUGUACUCGCAUCUCUGCAAGAUGAGGGGCGAGGACUCCGGCCGCGUAUUGCCUAACUGUCCUGUGCUGAAGCCGUUCCUUAACAAGCUGUUCUUGGCCAAGACUGCGCACCAGGACUCACCCUACAUGAACUUCAAUGGAGAUGACCCAUCACCUUCGAGAGACCACGUGUUCCACCUGACCUUCCCCAGGGAGUGGCUCAGGACUGACAUCAAUCAGCUGUUUAGCCCUUUCGGACCAGUCACAGUUCAGUUCAUAGACGACACGACGGCCAUCAUCGCGCUGUCGCGGCGCGACCAGGCGCGUGACGUCAUGCGUGCGCUCGCGCACCACUCGCGCACUAAGCUGGUGCCCUUCGUCCGGUACAAGCACGCGCUAGCCAAGUUCCACGAUCAUCGGCAUCCAUCGCCAGUGAAGCAAGUGUGCGUAUUUCUACUUUUAUUUGGUGUUGUCUGUUACGCGUGGUUCUUGCACUGGAAACACGUAUUGUACCCGCGUAUACACGCAUAUUUGUGUCACUGGAGCGGUGAUUGUUAUUAGACAUGAGCGCCUUGUAGUUAUCAAUAUCGAGGAUUUAUGUUGCCACCGGGUGGCUCUACAAUCACGAGGUUUUUUACAAAAUAAUUUUAGGUAUAUCGUUAGUAAUUUGACUGAUCGCUUUACGCAAAAACGUAGCGUUUUUAACUUUUUUUUGCAUUCCAAAACGAAAUUCCAAAAAAGCAGUAGUCCAUACUUACCAAUCGUCAUUGACAGCACAUGUCAAUGAUACGGUUACGAGUCGGUUCGUCGAAAUUAAAAAUGACUCGAAUAUUAUUAUUACUAAACUGUAAAGGCAGUCGUCAAGUAGUUUGAAUUGAGUUGAGUUUGACCAUAAAUGAAUAUUGAAUUUAUUUAAGGUGCAGCCAAACCAACGCGAAUACACGUUAAGUCAGAUCUCCAUCGCUGCACGCCGGCUGAUCGCUUGUGAUCGCGUUGGUUUGACUGAACCUUUGAAGAUAGGGAUACAUAAUAAUAUGUGACAAAUUGUCUAUAAGUAUGGGUAUGGAAGCGAUGACGAAAAUUCAUCGGAUCAAUCGAUGUUACAUUGUCUACAGCACUGGUUGGUGAAUUUCUUUUCUCCUCAUUAACGUUAGGCAGGGGGGUAGGGUGUCUUAUGUUAGGAGCCUUAUGAGGUUAGAGGGUAUUUUUCCAGUAAAUUUCUUUAUCUGCUUGAUAUUAUUAUGUGUAUUUGUGUUGUGUGUUGCAUUCGAAUAGUUUGGAUCUCUUUUAAUGAUUCGAUUUAGUUUGUAAGUUUCAAAUUCCUUUGAAAUGUUAUGUGGUGAUUAUUUGAAUUAGGAGGAGUAGGUAUUUGUCAUUUGUUUAAUUUUAUAUCUUUUUUGUGAAGCAGGCUUCCUAAGUAGAAAUAUUGCAUGGUUACAUACAUUUCGACGUCGAUGUUUGAAAAGUAUUGACUGUCAUUACCAAUUGGGUAUUUUACAUUGGUAUUUUGCGUUUUUACGUAAUAUAAGAAUUCCUAGAUAUUAAGUGAACUUUUGGAUAUUUUUUUAUUUUAGUAAUAAAAAUAUUAUGAAUAUUUGUGAAGGCUUUGGACAACCGUGAUAUUAUUCCGUUUUAAUGUGAUAUUUAUAUUUAAAAAGACUUUAUUGUAAACGUGUUGGUAAAUUAAAAUAUUCUUAUAAAAAUGGAGGCUCAAAUACUUAUUCAAACAUAAAGUUAAAAUUAUUUGAAUUUAAAUUAAAUAUUGAAAAAUAUUUUAUUGGAGAUGUUCAUAAAUUUUCUCGUUAUAUUGAAAUCUCAGGCUUGAGAGCCAAUUUUUCGUGUUUUAAUUGUUAUUUUUAGUAACAGUCAUGUGUAGUAGUGAUACAUAAAGUGUCCUAAUACAAUUUAAAUGAUAUUAGCUGUAGGUUUUUUUUUACUUUUAGAAUAUUUUUACUUUUUUCAACAGGUUGACUCUAACAAUAAGGUAUUAAAUAAGAUCUCAUUGUGUUUUCCCCUUUUUGAUUUCCAUUUUAUGGCACUAAAAUAAACAAUGUUUUGGCUG
Ostrinia nubilalis (European corn borer) is the source of this 3299-nucleotide messenger RNA. It is a transcript of the gene Parn, whose product is annotated as poly(A)-specific ribonuclease PARN-like. The transcript is spliced from 11 exons. Gene Ontology annotation, cellular component: nucleus; cytoplasm. Gene Ontology annotation, molecular function: poly(A)-specific ribonuclease activity; RNA binding; metal ion binding. Lineage: Eukaryota; Metazoa; Arthropoda; Insecta; Lepidoptera; Crambidae. Bases 134 to 1798 code for a protein of 554 amino acids. Gene Ontology annotation, biological process: nuclear-transcribed mRNA poly(A) tail shortening. The record is from RefSeq and is a predicted model, not a curated record.